This is a messenger RNA of Neocloeon triangulifer, 1811 nucleotides long. RefSeq lists its product as uncharacterized. The record is from RefSeq and is a predicted model, not a curated record. The transcript has 10 exons. The coding region runs from base 222 to 1739 and encodes 505 amino acids. Lineage: Eukaryota; Metazoa; Arthropoda; Insecta; Ephemeroptera; Baetidae.
GCCUCCUCGGCAGGGACGAUUCCCUAUUGAAAAGGGCGUCUCGUUUGCUAAUUAGUAGAGGGGCCACACGCUGGCCUGCUCACUUAAGAGUAUAAAAGUGAAGGUAGGUUGAGAGCCUCUGGUUACAGCUUUCUUCCAGUUCAAGCGGCCGGUCUCGUGCGAUUCUGGUGCUCAGUGGCUUUUUUAUUUACACUCGCGGUCUCACUUAUACCAAGGCAAAUAUGCAGCGGCACUUUCUGCUGGGCAUUGCACUCCUGCUUGCAGCUUCAGCUGCAGCCAAGAAACUCCCCGACUACAUUCAAAAGUGUCACAGGUCAGACCCGAAAUUUGACGAAUGCAUGGUAAAUUCCAUUGAGAGUUUGAGGACACGUCUCGGAAGAGGCAUUCCUCCCCUUCAAGUUCCUGGCUAUGAGCCCUUGGUCAUUCCUGCUUUGCAUAUUGACAGGAAAACCGACGCUUUGGAUAUCAGCGCCUCCUUGGAAAAUCUCAAAGUUGCGGGAGCAAGCAAAUUCAUCAUCAAUGAUAUAAAAUCAAACUUUGAUGAUUUGAGUUUGAAGGCGAAAGUGACUCUGCCUGAGCUGCAGGUAGUGACCAAUUAUGACGUCAAUGGUCGCCUCCUUGUCGUGCCUCUGACUGGAAAAGGCGUCCUCGAAGGAACCUUCAAGCAAGUGACUGCCAAUUUGGUUGUGACUGGAAAAAUGACUGAGCGAAAGAACAAGAAGUACCUGAUAAUUGACACGUUCAGGUCUGACGUUAAAGUUGGAGACUCUAAGCUUAAAUUCCUUGAGCCAUCCGGCAGGUCAAUGAGACAGAAUCCGAUAAAUUCGGCGAGCACUCAAUUUAUCAACGACAACAAGGCCCAAGUUUUGGAGCUAAUCAAGCCUAUUAUCGAAGACACGGUCAACGAACUUUUCACUGGCAUCGCCAACCGCGUCCUCCAAUCUGUGCCAUAUGAUGAUCUCGUCCCAUCUUUGCGCGUGCACUCCGCGAUGAAGCUGCAGACCACCUUAAUUGCGCUCGCUUGCCUGCUGGCCGCGGUCGGUGCCAGAAAUAUCCCGAAAUAUGUGAAAAUCUGCAGUAGAAACGACCCCGAACUGAACAAAUGCCUUGUGGAUUCCGUCGACAAGUUGCGACCUUACCUGGCAAAGGGCAUCCCCGAGUUCCGUAUCCCUCCCUACGACCCUCUAUUCAUCCCUCAAGUGAGCCUUACUCAGGGCGAGGGACCUGUCAGUUUCAAGUCCAUCUUCAACAACAUGAAGACGUCUGGUGCCAAAGACGUAAUUGUCAGAGACGUUGAUGUUGAUCUGAAAAAUCUUGUCGUCACCCUGAGACUUUUCUUCCCCACACUGCGUAUCGAGUCCAACUACGAAGUUGACGGAAGGAUUUUGGUUGUGCCUGUCCAGGGAAGCGGAAGGAGCGACGGAAAUUUCACUAACGUUGAGGCCCACGUUGUUCUGAGUGGCAACGAAGAGAAGCGAAAGGGGCUGACCUACGUGUCGCUGAAGGACCGCAAAGUUGAUCUCGAAAUUGGAGGCGCCUCCAUGUACUUUGACAACCUUUUCAACGGCAACAAGCAGCUCGGCGACACGACCAACCGAUUCUUCAACGAGAACUGGAAGGACAUUGUGCGUGAGAUCAAGCCCGUGCUGGAAGACACGAUCGCCGAAGUGAUCCACGGAAUCGUCGUUCAGGUGUUUAACCUCUUCCCUCUGGAGCAGCUCCUUCCCGAAGAAGUGUAAGGGAAUGUCCGAGAGUGCCCAUAGUCUGAUUUCCUCAACGACUGCAUCAAGCUGUGUUAUUUCUCUAAUGGU